This is a messenger RNA of Vanderwaltozyma polyspora DSM 70294, 3105 nucleotides long. It is a transcript of the gene AIP5, whose product is annotated as Aip5p. The transcript has a single exon. NCBI's taxonomy places the organism in Eukaryota, Fungi, Ascomycota, Saccharomycetes, Saccharomycetales, Saccharomycetaceae. The record is from RefSeq and is a predicted model, not a curated record. Bases 1 to 3105 code for a protein of 1034 amino acids.
AUGCGAGGCAUCACCGAACUAGAUAAGGAAAGGUUAGAAGGAUCACCUAAAAUCGAAGAAUCCAAUCAAUCAGAUCAACAACAAAAACAACAAGGUACCAAACCUAAAAAAAAGAAGAAAAAAAAGAAGAAGAAUAAUAAGAAAAAAGCUUCAGUUCAAGAUAAAUUAGAUGAAUUGUUAACAGAAAGUCACCAAAGCAUCGAUUUGGAUGAGAAACCUAAAAAUAGCGAUUUAGAUACAAUUAUGAAUGGUAUAGAAGAAUUUUUAAAAGAAGAUGACAACAAAAAGACUAUUGUUACCAGUGAUGAAGAUAAACUUGAUGUCAAAGUUAACAUUAUCGAUGACUCUGUGGAUAAGACUGCUUCUGAGAACAAUGAUGAACCCUCUAUAAUUAAUGACAUUAAUGAUCAAGAAGUAGAAGAACAAGGGACACCAGGGAAUAUCAUUGAUGAACCAAAAGAUUUAGCUAGAACUUCUAAAAGUCAAGAUACUUCUGAAAUUGAGAACUCAAUUGAUAAGGAUGUCAAUGAAGAAUUAGGCAACAAUAAGGAAAGUUCUACAUCUUCUGUCAGCGAGAAAAGGUCUGACUCUAAUAUAAAUGAUAUUGAGUCUGAAAUAAACGAGCUGGCUUCAACAGUUCUGGAAUCAACUUUAAAGGCUGAGAUUGAGAUAGAGAAAGAAGAUGAUAUUUUAUUGGCGGCUGUUAAAAGUGUAAAACAAGAUACACUUUUGUGUAUAGAUUCGGAGUAUAAAGAAGCCACAAAGAAGACUAAAGAGAAGCAACAUAUUGAGAUACAACAACAUCGAGAUGUGAUAAAGAAGGUAGAAUCUGAUGUCGAAAUUUCACAUCUUGCCCAGUCAGCAGAAGAGGAGUCACAGAAAGCUUCAUUAGAAGAAAGUAAACCUGAAGAUAUCGAUCCAGAUGUAAGUUUUGAAAAAAAACUUGAAUCUAUAUCUGGUGAAGAUACACAUCUGAAAGCCGAUGGUACAUUAGCUGAAGAUGAAAAGAUGAUCGAUAAAUCUAUUAUGGAACCUGAAAUUACUAUGGAUAAUGAUGUUGUUACUGAUGAUGGUACUGAGAGGAAAGAUAUUAAGGAAGAUAGCUUUAACAUUUGUGUUGAGAAAAAUAAUGUAACUAAUAAGAAAGCUGAAGUCAAAACUUUAAAUACAGAUAUGACCGAAAUCAAGACAGAAGUUGAGACAGAAAUCAAGACAGAAGCCGAGACAGAAGUAAAGGCUGAAGUUGAGACAAAAGUCAAGACAGAAGUCAAGGCUGAAGUCAAGGCCAAAAUCAAGGAAGAAGUCAAGGAAGAAGUUGAUUCGGAAGUUAAGGAAGAAGCUGAGUCUGAAAUUAAAUCAGUGGAAAAUUUUAAACCAAAGGAUUCUGCUGACAGCAAAGAGGAGAAAGAAGUAACAGAAAAGAAUCAACCAAUAAAGGCUAAUAUUGAAAAUGAAACAAAGGAACUUGAUGUAAAUCAGCUAGAGGAUAAAGAAAGUGACGUUUCUGAGAAUAAAAAAGCUAUAAAAGUACAUGAUAGUAGUCUGAAAGUCCAAUCUGAUGUAAAUGAGAAAGAUGUUUCCUUGAAGAGUAUCGAUGCUGCGAAUCCAUCCAAACCAGUUGGUAAUAAGAUAUCUGCUGCUAUCUGUGAUGAUAAUUCUGAUCAAAAAAUUGAAUCGAGAGAAGUACAUGAAUCUCAAGUAGAACCCGAUGCAAAUGAAGAGUUAACCGAAUUGUCUAAAGAAUCAGAAAGUAAGUCAGGAAGGGACCAUGUCGAGAAGGAAGAAACUGAGAAACUCACAGAAUCCAAAUUAGAAAGGAAUGUAUCUGAUAUAUCUGAAACUCAGGCAAAGGAAUCUGAAGAACAAGAAGAACAGUUCGAUGCAGAUGUACAGUCGGUCAAGGGACCAGGGGAAAAAGAACUAGAAAAAGAAUUAGAGGAAAAAGAAUUAGAGGAAAAAGAAUUAGAGGGAAAAGAUGGAACUGUCGUUCCUGAAACCUCUAAAUCUACAGAAGAAGAAUCUGUUGAGGUGAAAGAACUAACUAAAUCUGACAAAGAAUCUGUUGAGGUAAAAGAACCAUCCAAAUCUGACGAAGAAUCUGUUGAGGUGAAAGAACCAUCUAAAUCUGACGAAGAACCUGUUGAGGUAAAAGAACCAUCUAAAUCUGAUGAAGAACCUGUUGAGGUAAAAGAAUCAUCUAUACCUGAAGAUGAAAAGCCUCAGGAUAGUGAACUAUCAAAUGUAGUAGAUGAAAAGUUUGAGAUGGUCUCAGAUAAAUCUGACAUAUUAGAAGAUGAUUCUUCAGUCGAAAUGGAAACAGCCAAGACACAGCAAGAAUAUAUUGCAUAUAUAGAGGACGAACCUAAGGAAGAUGAUUUGGAUGCAGAGCCAUCCAUAGAGUCCUCAGUUAAAGAGACCCCAAUAGAAUCAGAACUAGAAUCUGCGCUACUGGCAGAAGAUGAAUCUUCAUUUUCUGAUGACCAUUUUACGGAACCAUUAUCAUUCGGAGGUGAUUCGAGUGAGAAAACCGGAGAAACAGAUGAACCUGAUAAUAAAUCAACAGAAGAUAUAAGCAAGAAAACCAAGAGUCUAGAAGAUUUAAUCGACGACACUGAUGAACUAUUAAAAAGUUUAGAAUUUGUGAACGAUGCUGAAUUAGAAGACAUGCUAUUAGCCUUAGAUGGCAAACCAACUAAAAAAGUGAAUGAAACCAAAACAACGAAACCAUUAGCUACUAAAUCGGAAGGUAAGAAGGAGACCAUGGAAACGAAAAAACCAGAGUCUACUGUGAUCAAGAAGAGUGAGAUCAGAGAACAAAAUCUAAAAGAACCUAUUUACAUCUACACAUCACUUGCUGGUGGUGGUUUCCACAUGAUUCCACGAACCAAUAGAUUGACUACUAUUUUGACGGCGAAUAAAAUUGAAUUCACAUAUCGAGAUCUUGGUACUGACGACGAAGCCCGGAAAGUAUGGAAAUUAUAUGGUAGAGGAAGGACGUUACCAGGAAUAGUAAGAGGAAGAGACGACAUAAUAGGUAAUUGGGAAGAAAUUGAAGAAGCUAAUGAAGAUUACAGGUUACACGAGUUAAUAUACGAUACGAUAUGA